UCUGAAAUUACCUUGCCUGAAUUUCUUGUUUAAAAAAAACGCGUGAAAGAUGGCUUAAAUGAUACAUAAACAGAGAGUAUAAAUCCUGGUUCGGGCACAGAUGGAACCCCACAAAAAUUGACUAAUGCAAGCAAUUGCUUUCCACAGUUCUAUGACAACCAUAUCUUUCAAAAUUUGUCGUCGCAUGUACUAGCAAUAUAUGCCUCAUGAAUCACAGCCUGUGCAUAAUUUUAGUACUGCAUAACUAAUUGGCUGUGUUUCUCCCCAAGCCUUGUUGAAUUCACCACUAAAACAAUGAAUCCAUCUUUUAUUCUCCUGAUCAUUCUGUGCCUCUCCACACAUUCAUCAAACAACACUGUCCUGUCUGUCAACACUUCCUCCACUCCACCGCCAAAAAUCACACCUCUACGAUCAGAUAACAAUACCAUAUACAAAAUCUCACAGCAGCUAUGCUGGAAUUGUGUCGCGGAACAAUUCCAGUUUCUGUUUGCUCACAAUAUAGUGAGGGCAGCCAAAUGGGAGUGGCCACUCACUUAUGACACUCAGCUAGAGGACUACGCGAAAUGGUGGGCUGGACAGAGACAAGCAGACUGUGAGCUCAUACAUUCCUUCCCAGAAUUCGAGUUCAAACUUGGUGAAAACAUCUUCUGGGGAAGCGGCUCUGAUUGGAAACCGACCCAGGCUGUUCAAGCGUGGGCAGAAGAAGAAAAAUACUACAAUUACGCGGCAAACAGUUGCGCAGAGGAACAAGAAUGUGGACAUUAUACGCAGAUAGUGUGGAAAACAACAAGAAGAGUGGGGUGUGCUAGGGUGGUUUGCGAGAGUGGAGAUGUGUUUAUGACUUGUAAUUAUGAUCCAGUGGGUAAUUAUGUGGGAGAGAGGCCUUACUAGUUCAUAUGCAACACAUUAGUAUAAUGUAGAAUAUGCUACCAAUACCAUGGUAGUUGCUAUAGAUUUCACAUUGCCCAUAUGAAAUGAAUGUUGUUUUGUUAGAACAUGCUUAGUCUUUGAUGGUGUACUAGUAUUAUUUACUUUGUCAGCAAGAGGAAUCUCAAUAAUAAACAGAAAGCUACUGUCAAAGCAGAAGACAAUAACAUUUUUAUAACUGCAGUUUACAAUACCCAGAAGCAAGUUAAUCCUGCAGCUCCAGCUAUGAUGAAUUUGAUGAUGAACUUGUAGCAGUGCAAGCCAUGAAGAUGUAAUCACAACAGUCUCAGCUGCAGAUGGUGUAAUCAUAUUAGAAUUUGUUAAAUAAUUGAGUAUACAUUAAAUUUAAGUUUGGACAUGUAUUUCAUAAUUAUUUGAAAUCUAAUACUAUUAAUUUUUUUAUGGCGGCCAUGUUGUUAAUGGCCAAUGUGAUGAUAGAGACUUGAGAG
Molecule: messenger RNA, 1376 nt
Organism: Daucus carota subsp. sativus
Lineage: Eukaryota; Viridiplantae; Streptophyta; Magnoliopsida; Apiales; Apiaceae
Product: pathogenesis-related protein PR-1
Exons: 1
Coding region: 295-891 (198 amino acids)
Cellular component (GO): extracellular region
Source: RefSeq, a predicted model, not a curated record